Prunus armeniaca (apricot) is the source of this 225-nucleotide messenger RNA. Lineage: Eukaryota; Viridiplantae; Streptophyta; Magnoliopsida; Rosales; Rosaceae. The record is from the annotation of a GenBank genome assembly.
AUGAAGGUCCUGGGAGAUAAAUCGCCCCUUAGGAAGGUCCAGGGUUUGGAUUCGGGGUUGGAGUCUGAUGAUGAGUACGUCCCCACCAAGGGCACAGAAUCAAACUACCGUUCGGAAACUCCCCCGGGGUAUUCGAAGGCAAGACCACCAAGUCCGAGGAGAACUUCCGAAGACUUCAGUUCCGAGGAGGUCCCAAGCCGAGACCCCGCUAUCUGCCUGCUUUGA